UUCAUCAUACAAAACGCAGCGUUUUAUCCCCCAAUAAAGCCAUCUUCUCGAAACCCUGAAAUCCCUAAAUCAAGAAACGCCCAAUUUCUCAAACCCUAAACCCUAAAAACACCCCCCAGAAAACCCAGGAUGGUUUGCAUAAGAAAAGCCACAAUUGAUGAUCUUUUAGCAAUGCAAGCUUGCAAUCUCUUCUGCCUCCCUGAAAACUACCAAAUGAAGUACUAUUUCUACCACAUUCUCUCCUGGCCUCAACUCCUCUACGUUGCAGAGGAUUACAAUGGCAAGAUUGUCGGCUAUGUUCUCGCCAAGAUGGAGGAAGAGACCUCUGAGUGUCAUGGCCACAUCACUUCUCUUGCUGUUCUUAGGACUCAUCGAAAACUUGGGUUGGCUACUAAGCUUAUGACUGCUGCUCAGAAUGCAAUGGAGCAGGUCUUUGGGGCUGAUUAUGUGUCUUUACAUGUUAGGAAGAGUAAUCGGGCUGCGUUUAAUUUGUAUACGGAGACUCUGGGGUAUAAGAUUCAUGAUGUGGAGGCCAAGUAUUAUGCGGAUGGCGAGGACGCGUAUGAUAUGAGGAAGGUGUUGAAGGGGAAGAAUUUUCAUGGACAUGGCGGGCAUGCCCAUCAUCAUCAUGGGCCUGGUGGGUGUUGUUCUGGUGAUCAUAAGGAGUGAUGGGUGGAGGUAAUUUUGGGGUUUCGUUGUGUUUUAUCGACUUUUGAUUCAUAAAUUUGGCGACUUGGUUGUUGUGUUUGUUUUUGAAUAUGAAUUUGGUGGAUAUUAAUGUGUAACGGUAUUUGGGUGUUCUCUAUAAACAUAAAUAUAUGUUGUUGCACUUGAGAGUUUA
Molecule: messenger RNA, 841 nt
Organism: Daucus carota subsp. sativus
Lineage: Eukaryota; Viridiplantae; Streptophyta; Magnoliopsida; Apiales; Apiaceae
Product: N-terminal acetyltransferase A complex catalytic subunit NAA10
Exons: 1
Coding region: 130-669 (179 amino acids)
Biological process (GO): N-terminal protein amino acid acetylation
Cellular component (GO): NatA complex
Molecular function (GO): protein N-terminal-serine acetyltransferase activity; protein-N-terminal-glutamate acetyltransferase activity
Source: RefSeq, a predicted model, not a curated record